UUGAAAAACUGCUAUCAUGAAGCUCAAAAGUGAUGAAAUGAAAGAUUACAUAUUCCACCACCAACAGAAACAAGUUUUGGGAGAUAACAGGUCUAAUUUGACAUCCGCUGCAUCAGGCGAAGCAAAUGUUUCUUCAAGGAAUUGUGCCGGUGGUGGCACCACCAACCAACUAGCUCAACCUCCGCCGGCUAAGAGAAAGAGAAACCAACCAGGCAACCCAGACCCAGAUGCAGAAGUGAUAGCUAUGUCCCCUAAAACACUGAUGGCAAGGAACAGAUUUGUGUGUGACAUAUGUAACAAAGGGUUCCAAAGAGACCAGAACCUCCAGCUUCAUAGGAGAGGCCAUAACCUGCCAUGGAAGUUAAAGCAAAAAACAAGUAAGGAAGUGAAGAAGAAGGUGUAUGUAUGUCCUGAACCCAGCUGUGUUCAUCAUGACCCGUCGAGGGCACUUGGUGACUUGACCGGAAUCAAGAAGCAUUUCUCGAGGAAACAUGGCGAGAAGAAGUGGCAUUGUGAAAAAUGCUCCAAGAAAUACGCUGUUCGAUCGGACUGGAAAGCUCAUUCCAAGACUUGUGGCACUAGGGAAUAUAGAUGCGACUGCGGUACACUCUUCUCAAGGAGGGAUAGUUUCAUUACUCAUAGGGCAUUUUGUGAUGCAUUAGCAGAGAAUUCAAGAGCAAUCAUGGGAGAAUCUCAUUUACAAGUAGCUCAAUUCAAUCCCCAAGACAUGCAACAACAAGCGUUUUUGUUCAAGAAAGAACAACAAAGUUUCACCAAUGUUCCACCAUGGCUAGGGGGUCUUUCUUCAUCAUCAUCUUCCUCAAUAUUCUCCCCUACUUUUAAUGGAAACACUACUCUUCCUCUUUACCAGCAAACACCAGUGGUUUCCCCUCACAUGUCAGCCACUGCAUUGCUUCAGCAAGCGGGUCAGAUAGGCACAACCGUGAGCGGCGAGGCCGGAGCUAGUACUAUGAGAGUACUACCCCACCAAUAAACUCACGUGUCUGCUGGUUUUUCUGGCAGUAACAACAUAACAGCUGUUUUUGGUCUCAACUAGUCUUCACGUGAUGGAUUCAUCCAUGGUGCUCCUCCUAAUCCAUGUGAAGAUGACCAUCAUCAUCAUCAUAAUCAUGCAGCUGCAGCAACCACGGGUGCUCCUCUUCAUCACCCGUCACUUCUUCUUCAAGACAUGAUGAAUUCUCCAACAGACGCUUCCUUUGAUGAUAUUGCAUUUACUGGGAUUUUGAACUCAAAGAACCAAAACGACGCCGGAAAUAACGAUCACCAUGAAAUUACUGCCAUUGGUACUCAAGGUCAAGGCUUCACAAGAGAUUUCCUGCGUCUUAAAGCUUUCUCCCAUGGUGAUUUUCUCAACAUUGAAGUUGCCAGCAACUCCAUCAACACUUCCCAGUCUCAAAAACCAUGGAAAGUUUUGGUAGUAUCGAAACACUUUUCAAAUACAUUUUUAUCUUAGAUUUUAUGUUAAUCUCCUACAUUUGCUACAAUCUUUCCAAAAAUAAAGGACUGAUCUCCAAAUAAUCAUUUUCCAUUUAUAUAUGUACUACUCCAUGUUACAAAUU
Hibiscus syriacus is the source of this 1580-nucleotide messenger RNA. RefSeq names its product protein indeterminate-domain 7-like. NCBI's taxonomy places the organism in Eukaryota, Viridiplantae, Streptophyta, Magnoliopsida, Malvales, Malvaceae. Gene Ontology annotation, molecular function: DNA-binding transcription factor activity. Bases 17 to 994 code for a protein of 325 amino acids. Gene Ontology annotation, cellular component: nucleus. The record is from RefSeq and is a predicted model, not a curated record. The transcript is spliced from 3 exons.